AUGGCCAGCCGUGACCUACCUGAGCUAUCCAUUGCCGAUCUCAUUGAUAAUGGUAACUGGUGGAGGAAUAGAGGGUUAUUAUUUUUGAACAUCGCGCUCAUUAUCCCCCUCUUGACGUCCGUGGUGAAUGGCUUGGAUUCAUCUUUGGUCAACGGUCUGCAAAUCUUACCGGCAUGGACUGAGUACUUCAACGAUCCCAAGGGUGUGCUAUUGGGCAUUGUCGGGUCUUCACAGUUCCUUGGCAACUUAUUCGGCCUUCCGCUCUCUCCUUUCAUCUCCGACUGGUUCGGUCGUCGUGCAGCACUGUUCGGAGGUAGCAUUAUCAUGCUUGCAGGGGUGGCCAUUCAGGCAACGUCGACCAGCAUCGGGAUGUUCAUUGCCUCACGAGUGAUCAUUGGUUUCGGUCUCUCGUUUUGCACAAACGCCGCCCCGUUGCUAUUGAUCGAGCUGGCAUAUCCAACACACCGCGGAAAAGUCACUGCCUUGUAUAAUUCUUGUUGGUAUUUUGGCAGUAUUCUGUCCGCAUGGGUGUGCUUUGGUGCAUUCGAGCAUGCGGAGGAAAGCCAAUGGUCCUGGCGGAUCCCUAGUAUUAUGCAAGCCCUGUUCCCCGUCGUCCAAGUCCUCGCGAUGUGGUUUAUUCCUGAAAGUCCACGUUGGUUGGUCUCGAAAGGACGAGAAUCUAGAGCCGCCCAAAUCCUCGCCAAAUAUCAUGCCAACGGGGGAGAUGAACGCGACCCUCUUGUCGUCUUCGAAAUGGCCCAGAUUCGUCACGCCUUGCGCCUGGAAGAGAAGAUCAACAAGACAACGUCCUACCUGUCACUUUUCCAGACCCCAGGAAACAGGCGGCGUAUGCGACUGAUCCUCGGGAUAGGCGUGUUCUCGCAAUGGAGCUCCCAGGUGUUCAAUUUCUUCAUCGCCCUCGGUGCCGCGAUGCUCAUCGAUUGGUGCGGUCGACGUACACUUUUCAUUAUCUCCAACGCUGGCAUGCUAGUCGCCUUUGGAGCUUGGACAAUCACUGUGGCACUCUUUACGGAGAAAGACCUCGUCAAUGCCGCCAAAGCCACAAUACCACUGAUAUUCUUAUACUACUUCUUCUACGAUCUCGCCUACACUCCUUUACUCGUUUCUUAUAGUUUGGAAAUCCUUCCCUUUAGAAUCCGUGCAAAAGGGUUCGCUUUCAUGAAUAUCACCAUCAUGGCAACAAUCGCCUUCAACCUCUUCAUCAACCCAAUUGCCCUCAAUGCUAUCGGCUGGUGGUACUACCUCGUGUACUGCGGUUGGCUAAUUAUCGAACUCGCUUUCGUCCUCGCAUUCAUAGUCGAAACAAGAGGCCGAACGCUCGAAGAAACAGCCGCCAUGUUCGACGGAGAUGAGCAGUCCUACGACCUCAUAAUGACCGCCGGUACAGCUGCAAAAACCUCAGAGCGCUCAAGGAUUCGCCGCGACUUCGAACAACCAAUGCCCUUUCGAAGAAAACACAGCUACAGGCCCAGCACGGGAGAAUCCGCUCAGAUAUUUGAGCUGGACUCCAAAAGGCGGUCAGAUAGCACAGGAUCGAUGACACGGAAUGAAAAGGAUAGGCCUUUCGUCGCACUGUAA
Messenger RNA from Coprinopsis cinerea okayama7#130, 1599 nucleotides. Its product is annotated as hexose transporter. Lineage: Eukaryota; Fungi; Basidiomycota; Agaricomycetes; Agaricales; Psathyrellaceae. Bases 1 to 1599 code for a protein of 532 amino acids. The transcript has 13 exons. The record is from RefSeq and is a predicted model, not a curated record. Gene Ontology annotation, biological process: transmembrane transport; carbohydrate transport. Gene Ontology annotation, molecular function: carbohydrate:proton symporter activity. Gene Ontology annotation, cellular component: membrane.